Messenger RNA from Pseudoliparis swirei, 447 nucleotides. Its product is annotated as guanylyl cyclase-activating protein 2-like. Gene Ontology annotation, cellular component: cone photoreceptor outer segment; photoreceptor inner segment. Bases 1 to 447 code for a protein of 148 amino acids. Gene Ontology annotation, biological process: visual perception. The transcript has 4 exons. Lineage: Eukaryota; Metazoa; Chordata; Actinopteri; Perciformes; Liparidae. Gene Ontology annotation, molecular function: calcium ion binding; calcium sensitive guanylate cyclase activator activity. The record is from RefSeq and is a predicted model, not a curated record.
AUGAUGGUGUGCGGCCUGUGGGCGGUUGAGUUCCAGGCCGGCCAUGGGGCAGACGUCCAGGCCAUUCAGGAGAUGUACAAGAGGUUCGUCACCGAGUGCCCGAGUGGACUUCUCUUCCUGCACGAGUUCAAGCGUUUCUUUGGCGUGGACCCGACGGGGGAAGCGUCCGACGACGCCGAGAACAUCUUUCGAGCUUUUGACAGAAAUGAGAGCCUCUAUCGGAUAAAGAAAGGCAUAAAGACCGACAUGUGUGAUCCACAACUUUCAGCAGACGAGGUAGCGGAUCGAAUACUACGGGCCGUGGAUAGUGAUGGUGAUGGUCAUAUCAACCUGCAGGAGUUCAUCAGAGGCGCACAGGGGGACCCUUGGGUGCUCAACAUGUUGCAGCUGGACAUGAACCCGGCUGGAUGGGUGCUGGAGCAGCGGAGAGGGAGUGCACACUUCUGA